AUGUCUUCGUUAUCUUCGUGGACGUGCUCCAUGGCUACGGGAGGUAGACCUGCCUUUCUUGCCAAUUCCAGUGCUGGCUCCAGUGUAUUUCUGGGAGAUGGCCGGUUCAAUAUUGUAGCAUUAUCACAUCAACUCCGAGUCUACUUUAUUUCCACCAGAAGAUGUGUACGCAGCAUCGAUGUUGAUCUUCUGGAUAUGUGUGAUCUCAAGUUGGAUCCAUCGAACGGCAGUAAUGUGCUUAUUUUCCAUAGUCUGGGUGCAAUUUCUACUAUCAACUGGAAAGACAAAGUAAUGGAACCUAUACUAUCAACCACUAAUUUGCAGGUUGAAUAUCCCCUUUUGUCUGUGUUGGCAGUACUGAAGGAUGCCUACUAUGUAGUUUUGGGCAAAAAGGACAAGAAAUCGGGAAUUUCACCUCAUACUCGUUACAUUCACAGAAUAGAGAAAGCCACUUUGAACUCAACUAAUUUGGCCGAUAUCCACAACAGCAUAAAGUAUGCCGUUUCCAUAGAUAGUACUAAGUUAGCCUUUGUGACAUCUGAUCACGAUAUCGUGUUGAUUGACUUAGUAGAGAUUUUUAGAAAUGACCAAACUGAAGUCGAAUCUGAGUCAGAGAACCGAACUCAAGUUUCUACAGAGACGAUUAAGUUCCCGUUCAAGUCCGCUAUAACCUCCGUGGCGGUUUCUAAUGACUCUACUGUUGCCCUUGGGACAUCUGCGGGUGCUAUCCAGAUUCUCUACGGGGGAUUGGCUAGCGAGAAGCCACAGCGUUUGUUGAAAUGGCACAUUGAUCAAGUAAGAUCUUUGCAUUUUACUCCAGAUAACAAUUAUUUGCUUUCUGGGGGUCUUGAAAAGGUGUUGGUAUUUUGGCAGUUGGAAACAGACAAGACACAAUUCUUGCCCAGAUUGAACGGUACCAUAGACAAAAUAUCCAUUGACUAUAACAAAAGUGACUACUAUACCUUGUUAUUGAAUUCUGUUUCGGAAGAAGAAAACAACUACGAGAUCUUGGUAGUUUCGUCAGUAGACUUGGUAUCGAGAUUGUCAGUGAAUACCAUCAGACCAAAAUUCUCCAACAACGUGAAGACGACGUUGGCUAAAACCAAGAAGAAGUACAUCAAGGCUGAGACCAAUUUCGACAAGUCCAAGUUGAGACAUGACUACUCUUCUGUCUUCGAAGUGCAUCCCAAGACCAAGAAUCUCUAUUUCCCUAAUGAAUCCAUCAUCCAGGCUUACGACUUGGUCAAGAACGAGCAGUCUUUCAUUCAGAACGCUGCUCCUACUUUACCCACUGGUAAGGUUAGAUCCGAGACCAAGCUCUUAGAUCCUCUGAUCUCGUUGCUUUCUUUCACAAACGACGGUGAGUGGAUGUGCACCUUUGAUAGUGUUUCUACUUCAGAAAUAGAUAACUUGUUAUCCAAAGACGAUAAGCAAUAUGCAUUAAAAUUCUGGAAAUUCGUCGAGUCUAAUACCGGCAACAAAAUCGAAUCUGCAAACUCGUCGUCCAACAAGACUGGCUAUUGGGAGUUGUCUACCAAGAUCAUCGACCCUCACGGGAACUUGAAUCCGAUCUUGGCCAUAUGCGCAGCUCCAAGCUCCUACUUUAAUGGACAGGCUAUCUUGACUGUAGACAAUAAGGGUGGAUUAAGAAUAUGGAGACCUAGUGUACCCAAGGAGAUCUACCAAACUAUAGGUAAAAAUGGAGCCAGAAGCCAGCAGACCGCUUGGACUUUGAGGAAAUCUAGACCCAGCGGAGCCCUUACAGCUGAAGCUGUUGCUGUGUGCUGGUCUGAAGAUAGCUCUGUUAUUUUCUUGGGUCAUGAAAGCACGGUUCUUGCUAUUAAUUCGAAGACUUUUGAGGAGUUACCUGAAUCAGUUUUCAAGGUCCCAACGUUGUCGGGGUCUAGAAUCAGAUCUUUGUCUAUUGUAGACAAUAACUUGAUUGUGUUAUCAAAGACCAGAAUAUCGUCUUUCAAUUUGCUUACUGGCGAGUUCAACGAGUUGGUCGCAAAGGUCAAUACCACCUAUGGAGGAAAGCAUACGAUCGCUGUAGAUAUUAUCAACAAGUUGAUUUGUUUGGCAGUUAACUACUACAACGACGAAGGUGAUUUUGAAAUCAACUCGAAGGUUUUGAUUUUCAAACCAAACCAAUUGAAGCCAUUAUACUCUCACACUCACAAGCAGGGUAUUUCGUCUAUCCGCUACUACAACUCGUCGUUCGUCUUUGUAGACUUGAACUCCAGAAUUGGCAUAAUUCAACCAACCUCGAACUCGCCUAUUCUGUUAGCUAACAACGAUGAUGACUUGGCUAAGGAUAUGAACAACAUGUUGAUAAACGCUCAAGCCACUGCUGACUUGAUCAAUAACAGAAGCCUCAAUACUAAUACUAACUCUAAUGUGUCGUCCUCGCAAGAUAUUGACGAAAGUUACGAGUUUAAUAGAGUUAUAGACCUCAAUACCUUCCAGCCCCUCUUCGAAAAAUCUGAUAGUGCUUCUGUGGAGACUUUGUUCGAUCUUAUUGUCAAAGUCCUCAAGUAG
Molecule: messenger RNA, 2538 nt
Organism: Scheffersomyces stipitis CBS 6054
Lineage: Eukaryota; Fungi; Ascomycota; Pichiomycetes; Serinales; Debaryomycetaceae
Gene: NAN1
Product: Nan1p
Exons: 2
Coding region: 1-2538 (845 amino acids)
Biological process (GO): positive regulation of transcription by RNA polymerase I; positive regulation of rRNA processing
Cellular component (GO): nucleolus
Molecular function (GO): protein binding; RNA binding
Source: RefSeq, a predicted model, not a curated record